Molecule: messenger RNA, 687 nt
Organism: Tauraco erythrolophus (red-crested turaco)
Lineage: Eukaryota; Metazoa; Chordata; Aves; Musophagiformes; Musophagidae
Source: RefSeq, a predicted model, not a curated record
GCGGCAGCAGCAGGUCUCAGCUACGUUGGGGGAUAUGUCAUUAACACCUACAAGAGCUAUGACAACUUUCUGCAGGACAAGUACGCUCUGCUGCCAGCCGUGAUCAUUAUUUGCGUUGCUGUGUUCAUGUUCAUCAUUGGGUUGAUCGGCUGCUGUGCCACCUUCCGGGAGUCUCGAGUUGGCCUGGGGCUGUUCUUGGCCAUUAUCCUGGUUAUCUUUAUUGCAGAAGUAUCUGCUUUUGUCCUGGGAUUCGUUUACAGGGAAAAGGUAAAAACUGACGUGCAAGGCACAAUGCGGUCAGUCUUUGAGAAGUAUGAUGGGAAAAAUCCAGAGACUACUGUUGUGGAUUACUUGCAAGAACAGCUUCAUUGUUGCGGGGUGAAGAACUACAGCGACUGGACAACCACACAGUGGUUUAAUUCCACCGGUAACAACAGCGUCCCCCUGAGCUGCUGCAGGCAGGAUGCGAAGAACUGCACAGGGCGCCUGGACCAGCCGCAGGAACUCGAUACGCGGGGCUGUGCAGAUGAGCUGGAGGCUGGGCUGCAGAGUGUUAUCAGCUACGCUAUGCUGGUGAUCCUGGGGUUUGCCAUUGUGAAGUUCUUUGGCAUGCUGAGUGUCUGUGUGCUUACUUGCAAGAGAGAAGACAGUGGAUAUCAGCCUCUUCACUCAGGGGUCUUCGCUUAA